This is a messenger RNA of Mycosarcoma maydis (corn smut), 3072 nucleotides long. RefSeq lists its product as uncharacterized. NCBI's taxonomy places the organism in Eukaryota, Fungi, Basidiomycota, Ustilaginomycetes, Ustilaginales. Gene Ontology annotation, cellular component: nucleus. Gene Ontology annotation, molecular function: DNA-binding transcription factor activity, RNA polymerase II-specific; zinc ion binding. The transcript has a single exon. The record is from RefSeq and is a predicted model, not a curated record. Bases 1 to 3072 code for a protein of 1023 amino acids. Gene Ontology annotation, biological process: positive regulation of transcription by RNA polymerase II.
AUGUCUUGCCCACAGGAUCGCACCGAACCAUUGAUGGCCAGCUCGCACAGCUUGUCGACGAUCGCUGGAACCAAACGCAAAGCGCAAGAUAUAGCGCGCGAUCACGUCGUCCAAUCUACAUCCGCUUGGUCCAAUACACGAUCCCAUCACGCCGACGAUUGGCCUUCACAGCGCUACUGUGCCUCGCCCACUGGUUCUGUUGAACUUGGCGCGCCUGUAACGUCACGCCCCAGUCUCGUGCUGGCGCAACAUAGCCAAGAUGACGAACCGCGACACACCCACCAGGAUGAUACCGUUGCGGCCGGAGUCAAUCACUCUGCCAACAUCUCGCCAACCGCGAGUGCUUCAGCGAAAUCCCCAGCCAGGCGUUGUCGUUCUACUUUGAGCUGCACAGAGUGCCGGAAAUGCAAGAUCAAAUGCGAUCGCAAUGUUCCGCGAUGCUCCAGCUGUGUCCGUCGCGGCGUGCCGUACUUGUGUCGAUGGGGCGACGCACGUGAUGAUUUGCACGAAAUGCAGCACCCACACUCGCCCAUGGCGGUCGCCUCUCACUCUCGAUCCAGCAAACCUGCUUCUCCACAUCCCAAUCCCAACGCCCAUGUCUCGACGCCUAAUCACGACGCUCCGGUUGAACACGCGCACACCGUCACCAGCUCAGAUUCGAUCAGCAGUCGCAAUAGUUUGCAUGCGCGCGUUAAACGUAUCGAAGCUAGCCUCGCCUCGGACGCAGCUGUAAGGCCUCAGUCUGGCGCGUCAUUACCACGGUCUAGCAGUUUAGAUAGUCGCACGCGUGGUCUAGCGCUGCUUCCCAAGUCGUCGGUGCUGCGCUCCCUUGUUGACUUCUACUUUGUCCACGUUGAGCCGGGCAUCGAUGUUCUCCCUUCGCAAUCGUCGUUUCUUCGUCAGAUUCAGCCGCUCAUCACGCGCUCGCAGCAUGUCAAGGCAGCGCUCGGCCUCUCCGACACCAAUAUGUUGGCUACUAUCAAGGCUCUGCCCGCCAAGCCAGAAAGCCAUCCUGCCAUCGAGAAAGUCGACCAGUCAGGCGCAACUGACGAGACGGGCAUCACCGCCACCCCCACCACCACCACCACCACCACCACCACCGUCGCUUUGUCCGGCGCGUCUAGUAUUGCCGACGAUGCUACUCGCAGCUCAAACGUGCAAAACGACCAUCUGUGGCAAGAAAUCGACCUGAUCGCCUUGUUGCUCGUCCUUCUACAGGGCGCCUUUGAGCAUCUCACCAUCAAAGAGCUUCAGCGUUACGGGCUUGACGUUGAGAAUCAGGCCGAACUUGAUCGUGCCUCUCAAGUGUAUUGCGAUGCCGCGCUCGACCUUGUGCGUUUGGACUCGCGAUUAGAAACGCCUACGCUCACCUUUCUCCAAGUCGUUGUAAGCAUGCGCCAUUACUACCUUCAUCGCGGUCGACACCGCACCUACGCCACAUUCAACACCAUGGCGAUUCGACUUGCAAUCCAACUCGGCCUUCACCGUCUCGGCAGCCUCGGGCAGGAUCUUGCCAACACGGAACUGCUCGAGCAAGCCAACACAGCACCGACAUUGCCAGCCGCAUCAUCGUCCACUUCGACGCAGCAUGCAUCCAACCUGUGGGGGCUCUUCCUUCCAUCCACGCAGCGCAGACGUUGGCUCGAUGCGUCGUACGCCAAGUUUGCUCCUCACGAUCUUGUGUUGCGUGAACUAGGUCGUAAGGUAUGGAACGUCCUCGUCUGCAUGGACUGGUUCCAAGCCUCUCAUUACGACGGCUACUACUCGGUACAUCCGGGUUCCUUCACUACAGCUCAUCCAAUCAAUCUUUCCCAGAAACACAUCGAGUCUGCUCUCAUGUCUGGCACGCUGCCUCGACCUUUUCCGCAAGAUCAUCCGACCGAGUCGUCAUUCCUUCCAAUCCUCAGCUCGAUCGCCCAAUGCUCGCUCGAAAUGGCUGAUGCAGCCAACAAGGGUAGGUCUAGCUAUGCCGAUCUUUGCGUCAUCGAAGCUCAGUUGCGCACCAUUCUCGAUCAACUCCCGCGCUUCUAUCGCCUGGAUGGUCACUGCGAGAAUCUGGGCGAGGUGCAAGCAUUCCACCGACAAGUACCACGUCUCACUUUUCAAAGGCUCUUGAUCAACGAGACGAUCCACCAUCGCAUCCUCAAGAUCCAUCGGCUCUAUCUUUUGGUUGGGCUUCAAUCUGAAGCUUUUCAACCGAGCGCCAAGGCUUGCAUUUCUAGCUCGUUGCGCCUUGUCGAACUGGUAGACAUGGCAGAUGCUCGAUCCUGGCCUGGGCUACGCUAUUGGCACCUCAAGCUGCAUCUCGCCGACGCGCUUUCCAACCUUGCGGUGGUACUCAUUCAUCGAGCUGGCCAGCCAGAGACGGACGAGACUCGUCACUAUCGCUCGUGUCUGAAUCGCGGUGUUCAGAUUCUGCGUAGUGGCAUCAUGACUGCUUAUCUUAGCGCCAGCAUUCAGGUGAUCCGCGCCUUGGCCAGAGCCGAGCUCUCACAACGGCGUCGCAACAACGAUCAUGUGUCAAGCCGCCAUCCGCUCGUCACUGCCGCCGACGAUGAUGACCAAGCAGCAUGCAACAAUCGCGAAGACUUGGACCAAGUGAGUGCACGCAUUGGCUUGAUGGCCGACACGCACAAAGAGGAGGAUGGCGACAGCAGCUCGAUUACAAGAGCAUUGAUUGCCGAUGCCACUACCACUCGUUCCUCCACCACGUUUGUAUCAGGAGCUAUCGAAGCUUCGGGUGGUCACACACAGCCCGCGACGACUGCUUCGGCUUUGUCAUCAGACGAGGUGUCGCAUUAUUCGUCUCCGGUGCAAAUUGAUCUCGACAACUUUGUGUCGAGGGUGAUGCCCGGAAACACAUUUGGAUUCUGGCAGCCGACUUCGGCCGCCGAUACGUCGCUGGCGGAGCAUACAAUGGCUGGGCCUGCAGAAAUAAUGGCAGAGGAUAGUGGUGCCAACUGGUCGAAUCUCACAUACCCAGUUGAUUGGACUGAGGUUUUGGCUCAAAUCACCUCAUCCACGGCUCAAAGACUCUCGGACCCAGUUGGCCGCCAACGCCCUUUUCACUAG